Messenger RNA from Saccostrea cuccullata (small rock oyster), 813 nucleotides. RefSeq names its product receptor-type tyrosine-protein phosphatase epsilon-like. Gene Ontology annotation, molecular function: protein tyrosine phosphatase activity. The transcript has 7 exons. Bases 1 to 813 code for a protein of 270 amino acids. Gene Ontology annotation, biological process: protein dephosphorylation. Lineage: Eukaryota; Metazoa; Mollusca; Bivalvia; Ostreida; Ostreidae. The record is from RefSeq and is a predicted model, not a curated record.
AUGGACAACCAGACAAAACUGACUCAUGUUUUUCACACUAAAAGAAAUUUGCCAUGUUUCAAUUGUAUUUUUAUUUUGAUUCGCACAUGUAUAUCAGGACAACCAAAUGAACACGAUAAUGAACCCGAACCUAUGCUUCUGGCGGCUUUGUUUGCCAUUAUCAUCCUUCUGUUGAUUCUCAUCAUCCUUUUCAUCAGAAGAUGCAUGAAGUGUCGACAGAAGAGCGCCUCAGUUGUUAGGUAUGUUAAUCCUGUUUUAACUGUUUCUGAGACCCAGGCACCAUUGAUAGAUGAUCGUGUCACCAUUGUGCUCGAAGAAAUCGAUCAUAGCGUCGCACCUCAGCAAGACGAAACACCGGAAGUCGUGGUGGAAUACUGCAAUCUUAAGUCGUACAGAGUAUCACUCGAUCAGUUCAUUAGGGAGGUAGAUGAAAAGCGAGACAACGAUGCAUUCCGUGAAGAAUUUAAAGAAAUUCCAAAUGGCUUGUUAGAACUUCACUCAGCUGCCUUGAAAAAAGAAAACAAAUCCAGAAAUAGAUACAAAAAAGUUUACCCAUAUGACUAUUGCCGUGUUAUUCUGGAAACAAACGACAGUACAGGAAGUACUGACUAUGUGAAUGCCUGUUUCGUACAUGGCUUUAACCACGAUAAAGAAUACAUUGCUGCUCAAGGUCCAUUUACCAAUGAAACUCUGUUGGAUUUUUGGCGAAUGAUUUGGCAGAACAGAUGUACCCGUAUCGUAAUGUUGACAAAUCUGUUUGAAGGAGACCGGGUUCGUUAUAAAUUAUUUAAAUUACAAUUAUACACAUUAUAG